AUGGUGCUCAUCACUCUGCAAUUGUUAUGUUCGCUCCUUUUCAUCACAUCGGCCGUCGCACAACGGACAAACUUCCCAGUGUUACCAAGACCCAACGAUUAUUCAGACGGCAAAUUUCUGGUCCCGAAUACUGCUCAGAACCAAGUCUACCCAAACGGAAUCCAGCUCAAUGUUACUUGGCAGACUACGUUCCCUCAAAUUAAUCUCUUCUUCAUCAUCGACAACAACUUUGCUCAGCCUGUGCAGCUUCUAUCUGGUCUGACUGUCACUUCCUAUCUCUGGACCGUCAACGACUACGGCAAUAAUACAGGCGUUUUCUCUUUCCGAAUCACGAACUCUCGGGGUAGCGACAGCGAUCAGCUUGGAGGCGGAUUCUACACCGGCAACUUUUAUAUCUCGGAUCCUGCCCUUGUCUCACCGACAACGUCGGUCGUUCGAACCACCGCAACAACUACCUCACGAACCUCGACAGAUGCCACCACGGCAACUACGACGUCAACGGCAACCACUGCGCCGAUAUCGACGGCCACGUCUGCGGGCGCGACGACAACUUCGUCGUCUUCGCCGGCUGGAAUAACUGCAAUUCCUACGUCCGAAGCAACUCCACCACCACCAAGUUCAAACAUAGGGGUGGCCGUCGGAGCUGGCGUCGGAGCUGGCGUCGUCAUCAUCGGCCUCAUUGCUGUCCUGAUUUUCUGCUUUCUGCGCCGGCGAAAGAGGCAAAGCGAUGCGCCGGCCAACCCCCAAAACAUCAUCCACGGCGACCCUGGUGCCGCCCAGCUUCCUGCCUAUGCUGGUCAUGAGGCUUAUUAUGCAACGGCUCCAAAAGAGGCAUCAAUGGCCGGCCAAGUCUAUGAAGUGCCUGCAGAGCGAGAGAUUUCGGAAGUCGCCGCCCAUUCAUACUACAAGCCUGGUCAGGGAAUAUCUGCGCAAAGCCCCCUUGAACUACCAGACAACUCCUUCGUCGCUUUUAACCCGAAUCGCAGCGUAUCCGCAUCGCCUUCCAAUAUGACACCUUACCGGACGCCCUCCAACGGGCGCGGUUAG
Molecule: messenger RNA, 1047 nt
Organism: Dissoconium aciculare CBS 342.82
Lineage: Eukaryota; Fungi; Ascomycota; Dothideomycetes; Mycosphaerellales; Dissoconiaceae
Exons: 2
Coding region: 1-1047 (348 amino acids)
Source: RefSeq, a predicted model, not a curated record